UACCCCGCCCGCCGGAGCGCGGCCCCGCCCCGCCUGCCCUGGGCUCCGCGGCCGCUGAGAGCUGCGGAGCUGCGGGACGAUGUCUCUGGCAGGGGCGGCGGGGGCUGAGGAGCUCAUUUUCUAUGUGAACGGGAGGAAGGUUAUAGAGAAAAAUGCUGAUCCUGAGCAAAUGCUGUUGUCUUAUCUGCGAAAAAGACUCCAUCUCACAGGAACUAAGUAUGGCUGUGGAGGAGGUGGCUGUGGUGCCUGCACGGUGAUGCUGUCAGUCUAUGAGCCAGCUUCAAAGAAGAUAAGACAUUAUUCAGCAAAUGCAUGCUUGCUUCCCAUUUGCUCCUUGUAUGGUGUGGCAGUGACCACAGUGGAAGGUGUUGGAAGCACAGAAACCAGGGUUCAUCCAGUUCAGGAGAGGCUUGCCAAGUGCCAUGGCUCCCAGUGUGGUUUCUGCACCCCUGGAAUGGUGAUGUCCAUAUACGCUUUGCUAAGAAACCACCCAGAACCAACUUCAGAGCAGAUGAUGGCAUCUCUGGCUGGGAACUUGUGCCGCUGUACUGGCUAUAGGCCCAUCCUAGAUGCCUGUAAAACCUUCUGUAAGGAAUCCACUUGUUGUCAAGGAAAAGCAAAUGGAAAGUGUUGCUUGGAUCAGGAAGAUGAUAUAUUUGACAAGGAAGAGAAGGUUUCCACCAGACUAUUUUCAGCAGAUGAAUUCCAGCCCCUAGAUCCCACCCAGGAACUUAUAUUUCCUCCAGAACUUAUGAGAAUGGCUGAAAACCAACCCAAAAGAACUCUGGUUUUUCAUGGGGAGAGAAUGACAUGGAUUUCUCCUGCAAGCUUAGAGGAAUUGCUGGAUCUGAAAGCUGCCCACCCCAAAGCCCCUCUGGUGGUUGGGAACACCAGUGUGGGACCCGAGAUGAAAUUCAAAGGUGUGUUCCAUCCAGUUGUGAUUUCUCCUGCAAGGAUCCCAGACUUGAACGUGGUGCAAUACACAGAUGAUGGAAUAACUCUGGGAGCUGCCUGCAGCCUCUCUGUAGUGAAAGACAUCUUGACCAGUGCGAUCUCAGAGUUCCCUGAAGAGAAGACAAAGGUCUUUUGUGCUGUGGUGAAGCAAUUAACAACUCUGGGCGGAGAGCAGAUAAGAAACGUUGCUUCAAUAGGUGGGAACAUCAUAAGCAGAAAAUCAACCUCAGACUUGAAUCCUGUUCUGGCAGCCAGCAACUGCUUGCUCAACCUGGCUUCAAGAGGAAGAAGGCGACAGAUUCCUUUGAGUGAUAUUUUUGCAGAUGGAGUUGGUAACAAUACCAUUACACCAGAAGAGAUCUUAGUCUCUGUCCAUAUUCCUUAUUCCAGAAAGGGGGAACAUGUCUCUGCCUUCCGACAAGCACCCCGUCGGGAAAACGCCCUCCCAAUAAGCUGUGCUGGGAUGAGAGUCCUCUUUGAAGAAGGCACAGACAUCAUCAAGGAUUUCAGCAUUUUCUAUGGAGGGGCUGUCUCCACCACAACCUGGGCAAAACAGACCUGCCAGACACUUGUGGGAAGACACUGGAAUGAACAACUGUUGGAUGAAGCUUGCAGACUUGUUCUUAAAGAAAUUGCUCUUUCAGACUCAGCCAGUGGUAAAAAAAUAGAUUAUAAGAGAACUUUGAUGGUCAGUUUCUUCUACAGGUUUUUCCUGGAAGUGUUGCAGUCAUUGCAGAUAAUGGAUCCUUCCCACUAUCCUGGCAUACCUAUGGAAUAUAGGAGUGCCCUACAAGAUUUCAAGACCAAAAUGCCCCAGAGUAUACAAAUAUUCCAGGACACGGAGCCAAGUCAGUCACCCCAGGAUCCUGUGGGACGACCCAUUAUGCACCAGUCUGGGAUUAAGCAUGCCACUGGUGAAGCAGUUUACAUUGAUGACCUUCCUUCUGUGGAUGGAGAGCUCUUCAUGGCUGUUGUCACCAGUUCCAAAGCCCAUGCUAAGAUUGUAUCUAUAGAUUCCUCAGAGGCUCUAGAAGGACCAGGAGUGUUUGGUAUCGUAACAGCUGAUGAUGUACCAGCUACAAAUGAGUUUUACUACACUUAUGAGCCUGAGAUUGUCUUUGCAAGAAACAAGGUGAUUUGUGUGGGACAGAUUGUCUGUGCUGUGCUUGCAGACUCAGAUGUUCAUGCCAGACAAGCAGCUGCAAAAGUGAAGAUAGAGUAUGAAGUGCUGGAACCAGUGAUCUUAACAAUUGAGGAAGCUAUAAAGCACAACUCAUUCUUUGAGCCAAAAAGAAAACUAGAACAAGGGAAUGUUGAUCAGGCAUUUGACACUGUUGAUAAUAUAAUUGAAGGGGAGCUCCGCAUUGGGGGGCAGGAACACUUCUACAUGGAGACUCAGAGUGUGCUUGCUGUUCCAAGAGGAGAGGAUAAAGAGAUGGAUAUGUAUGUGUCAACACAGCACCCAACAACCAUUCAGGAGAUGGUAGCUGCAAGCUUAGGUGUUCCAGCCAACAGGAUCAUGUGCCAUGUCAGACGAGUUGGUGGAGCUUUUGGUGGGAAAAUCCUGAGAGCUGGCUUGUUGGCAUCAGCUGCUGCUGUGGCUGCAAACAAAAGCAAAAGAGCCGUCCGCCUGAUCCUGAGCCGAGGGGAUGAUAUGCUGAUCACUGGGGGCAGACAUCCUUUUCUUGCUAAAUACAAAGUUGGCUUCAUGAACGAUGGUAGGAUCAGAGCUGUGGAUACCAAAUAUUACAUUAAUGGAGGAUGCACCCCUAAUGAAUCUGUCGAGGUAGGAGAAGUAGCCUUAUUAAAAAUGGACAAUGCCUACAAGAUUCCCAACUUAAGAUGCUGGGCUUGUGUCUGCAAAACAAACUUGCCAUCCAACACAGCAUUCCGAGGGUUUGGCUUUCCCCAGGCAGGACUGGUGACAGAAACUUGGAUAACAGAAGUUGCAGAGAAAGCUGGUUUAUCACCAGAAAAGGUUAGGGAAAUCAAUAUGUAUAAGGGGAAUGAACAGACACACUUCAAACAACAGCUUGAUGCAGAAAACUUAAUACGGUGUUGGAAUGAAUGCAUGGAGAAAUCUGCAUACUACAGCAGGAAAGCAGCUAUCAGUGAAUUUAACAAACAAAAUUACUGGAAGAAAAAAGGGAUUGCCAUUGUACCACUGAAGUUUCCCUUUGGAAUAGGCACCCGUUACCUUUCUCAGGCUGCUGCUCUGGUUCAUAUUUAUACUGAUGGGUCUGUGCUUCUGACACAUGGUGGAGUUGAAAUGGGGCAGGGUGUUCAUACAAAAAUGAUCCAGGUUGCUAGUCGGGAACUGAACAUCCCCAUGUCACGCAUUCACUUCUGUGAAACAAGCACAACAACAGUUCCUAAUGCCUGUGCCUCAGCAGGGUCUGCAGGAACAGAUGUCAAUGGCAUGGCUGUGAAGGAUGCUUGCCAAACACUUCUGAAACGCCUGCAGCCCAUCAUGAACAAGAACCCAAAAGGAACCUGGAAUGACUGGGUUAAAGAAGCUUUUGAACAGAGUGUGAAUCUUUCAGCCACUGGCUACUUUGGAGGUUACAAUGAGAACAUGGAUUGGGAAAAAGGGGAAGGAAAACCAUUCUCUUAUUUUCUUUAUGGAGCUGCUUGUUCAGAGGUUGAAAUUAACUGUCUAACAGGAGAUCACAAGAACCUUAGAACAGACAUUGUUAUGGACGUUGGAUGCAGCAUAAAUCCAGCUGUGGAUAUAGGACAGAUUGAAGGUGCCUGUGUGCAAGGCAUUGGACUGUACACAAUGGAGGAGUUAAAGUACUCUCCAGAAGGAGCCCUCUGUACUCGGGGUCCAGAUCAGUACAAGAUCCCUGCUGUUUGUGAUAUUCCAGAGCAAUUUAGUGUUUCCCUGCUGUCAUCUUCCCAAAAUCCCUAUGCCAUCUAUGCAUCCAAGGGGAUAGGUGAGGCAGGAUUUUUCUUGGGAUGCUCUGUGUUCUUUGCACUGAGAGAUGCACUAACAAGGGUGAGGAAUGAAAGGGGACUGAAAAAGCCUUUUGCACUGAACAGCCCUCUGACUGCUGAACAAAUCCGGGCAGGCUGUGCAGAUGACUUCACUGAGAUGAUAAGAGGUAACAAAUGAUGCUUCCUCUUGUAUCUGUGUGAAUGACAAACCAGAGUGCACAAGACCUGGAUGGACUGGAAGGAAAAACUGAUUUACUGCCCCAAAACACACCAGUUGACUCACAGAUAUUUUCUCAUUUUCAGAAUAGAAUCAGCUACCAAGAAUAUGCACAUUACAUCUUCUAUCCUCAUCUUCCAUCUCCAUACAGUAUAUUCAUUCAGUACUUCACUUAAUUUACUGCAUUUAGUUGCUAGAAAUACAUAUUCUGCAUUUGAAGCAUAUAUACUCAAGAAUGAUCUGCCGAACAGCUCAGCUCAGAUGCUGCAGAAGAAAGUUAGGAUGAAUUAUAAAGGUAUGUUAGAUACCUUACUUAUCUCCUUAAUUACAGUGAGAUAAUUUACUGCCACUAACUACACUUAACUUCAUACGAUAAAUAACUUUUAAUGGCUUCAGCUGAUUUUCUCAUUUAGAUUUGAGUCUGGCAAUGAAGUGUGAGUGCAGAGAUCUUUGUUGAAGAAUCAGAACCUUUUUUUGUUGGAUUCAGUCCCUUUAUGAUCAGAAGUGAAGCUCUGAUUUGUAGUAAAGUGGCAUUAGAUUCUUUGGCACAAACAUUUUUGUGUUAAAAACACGUAAGAAACAAGACUCAACAUUUUCUCUUGCUGUGCCAGGCAGAUUGCUAUGGCUGACCUACAGACAUAGGAGAUUACUUCUGUCCCAGAGACGAGAAGAGUAAUUUAGUUGUAAUUUCCACUGGAAGCUUGCUUUUUCUCACAGAGGAAGCCAGAAGCCUCUGAACUCACAUGGAGUUCAGUGUGCUUUGACUUGGAGACUGGAUAAACCUGUCUCUGGAAAGGAUUCUUAAGCAGUGCUUAAUCCUCUGCUCAAGAUGAUACUGAUCUGUGAAAGCACAGCUCACAGCUUUCACUUUAGGCUGCUCCUGUGAUAAAGCAGAUAGAAAAAACAUAAUGAGAUCAAAAGAUGAUUUGCAAAGAUCAGUAAUCUGAUCUGCCCAGAGUGCAGUGGGAUUACACCAUGGCCAAGCAGUAGCAGCUGGAGGAAACAGAACAAUAGAGAGCAGCACUGUGUUAGCUGGAAACAGAAAUUCUGGGGUUAUUAAAUUUGAUGUAUGUAUAUAUUUGUUACUAAAGACCAGAACAUAUCAGAGUUAAUAUAUUAUGAAUGCUCAGGCCAUGCUAUUCAGAUCUCUGCAUUAGAAUCCACAAUGUUGAACUGCCUGAGAACUUCAGCCUUUCCUCCUCUUGAAGGGCAAAGCUGAGGUUUCAGGUCUGAUCACACACACACAAAUAUCCAUUGCAUUGGAUCUGGGAUACAUCCUUAUAUAGAGAAAACACUUUUUCAGUGAGUCUCCAGACAUUACUCAAACUAACAUCUGAAAAAUUGCAUACCCUCAAAUAAAAGCUAACUUGUAAAACUC
This is a messenger RNA of Calypte anna (Anna's hummingbird), 5486 nucleotides long. It is a transcript of the gene AOX1, whose product is annotated as aldehyde oxidase 1. Gene Ontology annotation, molecular function: 2 iron, 2 sulfur cluster binding; FAD binding; xanthine dehydrogenase activity. The record is from RefSeq and is a predicted model, not a curated record. The coding region runs from base 80 to 4069 and encodes 1329 amino acids. The transcript is spliced from 35 exons. Lineage: Eukaryota; Metazoa; Chordata; Aves; Apodiformes; Trochilidae.